UUGAAGAAAACGUUACGUAUUUUACGUGAGUGACGUAACGCCGUUGUCCUUCCCUUCUUGCUGUGCGUAGCCAAAACCAAGCGCAUCAUGGCGUCCCUGUCAAUGGCCCCCGUCAACAUCUUCAAGCAUGGAGCUGAUGAGGAGAAAGCUGAAACUGCUCGUCUGUCGUCUUUUGUGGGCGCCAUUGCCAUCGGGGAUCUGGUGAAGAGCACUCUCGGACCCAAAGGCAUGGAUAAAAUUCUGCUUGGAGGGGGAAGAGACGCCACAGUGACGGUGACAAACGACGGCGCCACCAUCCUGAAGGCCAUCGGUGUCGACAACCCGGCCGCUAAAGUUCUUGUUGACAUGUCCAAGGUCCAGGAUGAUGAGGUCGGCGAUGGAACGACGUCUGUCACCGUUUUGGCAGCCGAGCUUCUCCGGGAGGCGGAGCUGCUCAUCGCCAAGAAGAUCCACCCACAGACCAUCAUCUCAGGCUGGAGGAAGUCCACACAGGCGGCCCGUGAUGCGCUGCGGGAGGCGGCUGUGGACCACAGCAACGACCCUGCCCGUUUCCAAGAGGACCUCUUGAACAUCGCGCGCACCACGCUGUCGUCCAAACUCCUGACUCACCACAAGGCCCACUUCUCCCAGCUCGCUGUGGACGCCGUCAUGAGGCUAAAAGGCUCAGGCAACCUGGAGGCCAUCCACAUCAUCAAGAAGCUGGGUGGCAGCCUCACCGACUCCUACCUGGACGAAGGUUUCCUGUUGGACAAGAAGAUCGGAGUGAACCAACCCAAGAGGCUAGAGAAUGUCAACAUCCUCAUCGCUAACACAGGCAUGGACACUGACAAGAUUAAGAUCUUUGGAUCAAGGGUUCGCGUGGACUCCAUGGCGAAGGUGGCUGAUAUCGAGCUGGCCGAGAAGGAGAAGAUGAAAGAGAAAGUGGAGCGUAUCCUCAAACACGGCAUUAACUGCUUCAUCAACAGGCAGCUCAUCUACAACUACCCCGAACAGCUCUUUGCUCAGGCCGGCGUCAUGGCCAUCGAGCAUGCCGACUUUGCUGGCGUGGAGCGCCUGGCCUUGGUCACUGGCGGCGAGAUCACAUCGACCUUUGAGCAUCCUGAAUUGGCGAAGUUGGGUCACUGCAAGCUGAUCGAGGAAGUGAUGAUCGGCGAGGACACGCUCAUCCACUUCUCAGGCGUGGCCAUGGGUGAGGCGUGCACUAUCGUGCUGCGAGGAGCGACUCAGCAGAUUUUGGAGGAAGCGGAGCGCUCUCUGCACGACGCUCUGUGCGUGUUGGCUCAGACCAUAAAGGAGCCGCGCACCGUCUACGGCGGAGGCUGCUCUGAGAUGUUGAUGGCCAAGGUGGUGAGUGAUUUGGCCAAUAAGACGCCAGGGAAGGAGGCAGUCGCCAUGGAGUCCUUCGCCAAGGCCCUAAUGAUGCUGCCCACCAUCAUUGCUGACAACGCCGGCUACGACAGCGCUGACCUGGUGGCUCAACUGCGCGCGGCGCACCAGGACAACAAGACCACUUUCGGCCUGAACAUGUCGGAGGGCACCGUGGGCAACAUGGCGCAGAUGGGCAUCACAGAGUCCUUCCAGGUUAAACGUCAGGUGCUGCUGAGCGCCUCCGAGGCCGCGGAGAUGAUCCUCAGAGUGGACAACAUCAUCAAAGCUGCUCCCAGGAAGAGAGUUCCUGACCAUCACCCGUGUUAGAAGAAGAGCUUGAUGAAGAUGGAGGACAUGGUCUUUAUUUAUCUCCUUGUAUUUCACGUCAAAGAAUCGCUCUCCUUCAGUGGCUAAUGCUAGCUAAAAUAAUGCCGUUAGCUAGUUGGUGUCGCUUGCAAAAAAUGUUUUUGUUCACAGAAAUAAAUGACCUUUCCUGUUUUUUCUCCAA
This is a messenger RNA of Nerophis lumbriciformis (worm pipefish), 1876 nucleotides long. It is a transcript of the gene cct2, whose product is annotated as chaperonin containing TCP1, subunit 2 (beta). Gene Ontology annotation, molecular function: ATP-dependent protein folding chaperone; ATP hydrolysis activity; ATP binding. The record is from RefSeq and is a predicted model, not a curated record. NCBI's taxonomy places the organism in Eukaryota, Metazoa, Chordata, Actinopteri, Syngnathiformes, Syngnathidae. Gene Ontology annotation, biological process: protein folding. Gene Ontology annotation, cellular component: cytosol; chaperonin-containing T-complex.